GCGGGAAUCACCGAUGGUGGCCGGAUGCUCAAGGGUUAGGGCCGAAAUGCUCACCACCAGACAAAGAGCCUGCUGUAAGAGGGUGGUUACACUGGCAGGCAGACGCUGCACCUUGCCGCUAAGGACGGGAAGUCAGUUUGCAUGCCUUCCCAAAACGGCAUUGGAGCUUUGUUGCUGCCUCCAAACUUUCAGCUGUAGCACUCUCCAACUGUCUCCCCACUUCUUCCUUUCUUUCCCCAAAACCUUCCUUCCAUCUCGCACUGAGCACAGCAGCCCGAGUGAUCGCAAGAGUCACACCAUCACACUCAAAUCACAAGACGAACAAUUGACAAUGGCCCCUUCUCAGCUUUCCGCUCUGCAGUAUGCUGCCCACGCCUUUGCCACCAUCUUCACCGGCUUUGGCAUCAACGCUAUCCUCCGCCCGCAACAUGCCCUCACCUUCUUCGAGUUCGCUCCCCCGGCGUCCGCUGCCGAUGCCAAGAUGGUGGACAGCUUGAUGGCCGUGUAUGGUGCGCGCGACAUUUUCAUGGGAGUGGCCAUCUACGCUGCUGCCCUCUUCGGCACAAAGAAGUCGCUUGGCUGGACCCUCGUUGCCGCUAGUGGUGUUGCCGUGGUUGACGGCAUUGUGUGCUGGAGUCACGGGCAGGGAGAGUGGAACCACUGGGGGUAUGCGCCCAUGAUCACCGCCGUUGGUGCCGUACUACUGGGUAUUUUGGACGGUGCCCCCGCGCCGAAGCGGAACUAA
Molecule: messenger RNA, 745 nt
Organism: Podospora pseudocomata
Lineage: Eukaryota; Fungi; Ascomycota; Sordariomycetes; Sordariales; Podosporaceae
Exons: 2
Coding region: 14-745 (243 amino acids)
Source: RefSeq, a predicted model, not a curated record